Molecule: messenger RNA, 1498 nt
Organism: Physcomitrium patens
Lineage: Eukaryota; Viridiplantae; Streptophyta; Bryopsida; Funariales; Funariaceae
Product: peroxisomal 2,4-dienoyl-CoA reductase [(3E)-enoyl-CoA-producing]
Biological process (GO): fatty acid catabolic process
Cellular component (GO): peroxisome
Molecular function (GO): 2,4-dienoyl-CoA reductase (NADPH) activity
Source: RefSeq, a predicted model, not a curated record
GCAAGGCGUGGCAACUGGAGCACAAAUUGCGUGAGCCUCCAUAGACGAAGCUCCGGCCGAGCUACUGAGCGAGAGAGCGAGGGACUGGGUGAGGCUUCGAAGCUCGGGGGAAUUGGAUGUGAGAACGAGGUGGAGAAAGCGAGCAAGAGAGAUUUCUUGGUGGUGCAACCAGAAGCGAGAUCGAAGUGAGAGACCAACCUGAAUUGGAGAAAUGGGGGAAGGGUCGCCGUUCAAGGAUACAGUGCUCAAAGGUAAGGUGGCACUGAUCACAGGCGGAGGAUCCGGGAUAGGGUUAGAAAUCUCCACCCAGUUCGGACUCCAUGGCGCCAGUGUGGCGAUCAUGGGCCGGCGGAGACAUGUACUUGACGAAGCUGUAGCGUCGCUCCAGAGUCUCGGCAUUCAGGCCAUGGCCUUGGAGGGAGAUGUGCGCAAGAAGGAAGAUGCUCGCCGGGUUGUCGAGACGGUAGUGAAUGCAAUGGGCAGACUUGAUAUUCUCGUGAAUGGCGCCGCUGGCAAUUUUCUUGUUGCUCCUGAGGACCUUUCUCCCAAUGGCUUCAAGACGGUGACAAUCUGCGCAGUUAUGGACAUCGACACGCUUGGAACUUUCACGAUGUGCCAUGCUGCCGUGGAAUACCUGAAGAAGGGAGGCAAAGGAAAGGACCCUGCCGAAAUCGGUGGACUUAUCAUCAGCAUAAGUGCCCUUCUGCAUUACGGAGCAAAUUGGUAUCAAAUCCAUGUUGCCGCUGCGAAGGCAGCAGUCGAUAGUCUUACGAGAAGCUUAGCUUUGGAGUGGGGUACAGAUUAUAACAUCCGGUGCAAUGCUAUUGCUCCAGGUCCAAUAGCUGACACUCCAGGCAUGGAUAAACUAAAUCCAAAAGAAUCCGAACUUUCAGCUGAACAAUUGGGAAUCCCCCUUCGAAGAGUUGGCGAAAAGUGGGACAUUGCCAUGUCUGCUGUUUAUCUUGCAGCUGAGACAGGUAAAUACGUGAAUGGCCAUGUCCUGGUGGUAGAUGGUGGCUCAUGGUUGGCCAAACCUCGCCCCAUUUCCAAAGGGCAAUUGCGCCAAUUUGGUCGUGCAAUUGAACAGAGAUCGAGGACAACAAAGCUGCCGAGCAGCAAGCUGUAAGGUUUUUGUUUUAUUUCUUCUUCAGCUUUCCUACUUCUUAGCUUCUGAUGCGAAGUGGCCCAAGUCAGUUCAAGCUUCUGGAGAUUAGCGAAAUAUAAGAACACAUACAAUCGCAGAUCCUGUUCAUCAGCCUCAUGUUAUCCAUGAAAAGAUAUAUUUUACUUAUAUUCUUUAUUUUAGUUUUUUUUUAGAGAUGGAGCUUUUUGUUGAAUAGGAUAAGAUCACAGCAUAAUGCAAUGAACUAAAAGAUUCUAUUUCUAUGAAAUUAGGGCAAUCUCACUGAAAAAUUUAGCCAUAUAUAGAAGAAAUAUGACAUUAUGUGUUCUAUUGAUAUAAUACAAGUGCAUGAAUUACAUGUUGAAAAUCCGCAUU